Messenger RNA from Colletotrichum spaethianum, 795 nucleotides. RefSeq lists its product as uncharacterized. The transcript has a single exon. NCBI's taxonomy places the organism in Eukaryota, Fungi, Ascomycota, Sordariomycetes, Glomerellales, Glomerellaceae. The record is from RefSeq and is a predicted model, not a curated record. Bases 1 to 795 code for a protein of 264 amino acids.
AUGUCUUCCAACGGCUCUGGGCCCGGCUAUCAGCACUAUUCGUACUCGUCGACCGAGUAUGCUCAGCAAGACAACGGUGACUCAACUCCCCAAUACGCAAGCAGCGUGUAUUCUUCUUCCGCUUCUUCUUCCGCUUCGCAAGCGUCUGCGUAUAGUUCUGGUAACGGCAGCCAAAGCUAUUACGCCAAUACACCAGGCACCAAUUUCCUAUAUGACGAGUAUCGCAUGCCUCAAGCAUACUCUGACACCCCGCCUCCAUCGACGCACACUGCGCUGAGCACUUUUUACCAGGGGAUUCUGCGACAACAGACCACUCCUCUACCAAGCAGACGCAUGCUCCAUUGCGAAUUCCAACCUUGGACUGGUUGUCAGCAGCAGUUCCGGCUCGAUGAGGUUGAUGACUGGAUCAGACAUACUGAGGAUGAACACUUGCAAGAAAAUUUCCCUGCAGAAUGCAUCUGCUGGUUUUGCGACGACUUCGUUUUCAGCGUCCAGCAGUGCCCCGAUGCCGGUUUGAACUUCACCAACCGCAUGAGGCACAUCGCGGACCAUAUCCUGGAUGGGUAUCAUUUUGAGCAGAGGCGCCCCGACUUCCACUACCUCGACCAUGUAUACCAAACCGGGAAGAUAUCGCACCAGGCCUUUGAGCAGGCUGCGGGUACAAGCGAGGGUCCCCGACAUCGAGGGGCUUUUUAUCCAUCGGGUUGGAGGCCUGCCAGGCGUGAGGCAGGAGUCGCCGUGACAGAGGGCAGUGGACGACGACAACGACACAGAGCGGUCACUCGUAGGAGGUGA